GAUGGUACAGUUGAUAGCCACUCAUUGACAAAAGGUUCUAGAAAUUUUAAUCCACUUGUACUGCUAAUACCAGCAUGCUGUGAUUUAAUAUCAACCUCGACAAUGUACGUUGGUCUGUCAAUGACACAAGCAAGUAGUUUUCAAAUGUUACGUGGUUCAGUUAUUGUAUUUACUGGUAUAUUAUCUGUUGGUUUUCUUGAGAGAAAACUUGGUGGCAGAGAAUGGACUGGAAUAUCACUUGUUAUUGUUGGUCUUUUGUUUGUUGGAGUAAGUGAUCUUACAACAACUGACAAAGAUUCACCAGGAUUAAAUUCAGUUGUAACUGGAGAUUUAUUAAUAAUUUGUGCUCAGGUUGUAACUGCAGUACAAAUAGUUGUUGAAGAAAAAUUUGUAUCUGGUUUGGAAAUUCCACCACUGCAGGCAGUUGGUUGGGAAGGAGUUUUUGGUUUUAUUGGAAUUAUUUUAUUGAUGAUACCAUUGAAUUAUAUUCAUGCUGGUCCACCAUUUGGUGAUAAUUCUCAAGGAACAAUUGAAGCAUCACUUGAUGCACUUGUUCAAAUUGAAAACAGUGGAAGAUUAUUCAUGGCUGUUAUUGGUAUCACAGUUAGUAUUGCAUUUUUUAAUUAUGUUGGAUUAAGUGUUACACAACAAAUGUCGUCAACUACUCGAAUGGUUCUUGACCACGUAUAA
Aphidius gifuensis is the source of this 690-nucleotide messenger RNA. RefSeq names its product solute carrier family 35 member F6-like. Gene Ontology annotation, biological process: pyrimidine nucleotide-sugar transmembrane transport. The annotation marks the transcript as partial. Gene Ontology annotation, molecular function: pyrimidine nucleotide-sugar transmembrane transporter activity. Gene Ontology annotation, cellular component: Golgi membrane; intracellular membrane-bounded organelle. The transcript has 3 exons. Lineage: Eukaryota; Metazoa; Arthropoda; Insecta; Hymenoptera; Braconidae. The record is from RefSeq and is a predicted model, not a curated record.